Adineta steineri is the source of this 1278-nucleotide messenger RNA. The record is from the annotation of a GenBank genome assembly. Lineage: Eukaryota; Metazoa; Rotifera; Eurotatoria; Adinetida; Adinetidae.
AAAAAAAAAUAAGUUCAUCCCGCUCAAUCGAUCUUUCUCUUUAUAUCAAUGUACAAUUUCAUCCCUAUAUAUACACAUAUCCAUAUGUAUGGUGACAGUCUAAUGAAGUAUGUGCGUGUUGAAGAUGUGGAGAGAAUGAACUGAAUAUGUAUGUGUGUAUGUAUGGUAUAUAAACAUAUUAAAAAUUAGAUGUGAAACACGCGUAUGCCACGUUAAGGAAAUAGGAACACAGAAGAGAGGAGAAGAAGAAGAAGAAAAAAAAAGAACACAACAAAAGGUAUAUAGACAUUCCUGUGCGUGUUCGCGCACAUUGACAUGAUGGUUUUUAUUUCAUUAAAAUGAAAGGAAGCAAAGAAUACGUACGCAUUUAUUUUCUUUAUUCUAAGGUUUUUUGUAUUUUUAUUAUUUUUUUAUUUUCUAGUCUCUGAUGCUUAUAUGCAGAUAUAUUUAUUUUCAUUCUAGUAGUUGACAAUAAUGUAAUUCAAGAUAAUGCAAAUAAUAAUAUUGAUAAGAAUGAAAUGACAUGCGAGCAUAUUAAUGAUGAUAAAAAUUUUCCAAUCAAUAAUUCGACAAUGAUGUGUAUUAAUGAUCAAACACAAUUAUUAUCACCUCCUUAUUUCAUAGAACAUGCUGAACGAACAGUAUCAUCAAGUUCAUCAGAACAAUUAAUACCAAAAGAAAAACAAACUGGAAUGUAUUAUCCUGCAUUUGGUAGUACAGCUGCAAUACAUUUAGCAGAAAAAUAUAAUUGCGAAUGGUUAGAAAGUAUUACAUCACCAACAAAUACAUUUCGUAGAUCAUUGACAACUGUUGACAAUGAAAACAAAUCUGAUUCACGUAUUUUUCGUCAACAUCAAACAUUAUUAGGUGAUGAUGAUGAAUUUUAUUUAUCACUUCAAACACUUCAACCAUCACACUCAUGUCCAAAUUUAAAUCAUUCUUUUAUAAGAGAAUCAUUACGUGAACGUUCAUAUUCUUUAACAACACUUGAUGCUUAUGCACGUUUAGAUAUAACACGUGAUACUCUUGAACAAAUGUGGCUUUCAUUACUUGAUCUUGCCUUUAGUGAUAAAGAUGAUAUUGAAUUAGGUGAAUAUAAAUUACGUCAUAUUAUAGGUUUAUCAAAUUCAUAUACAAAUAUAAAUGAUACAUUAAUUGAAAAAUCACGAAGUCAUGGAGAUAUAUUUUCUACGACAAAUAAAAAUCAAAAAUUAACAGCUAAUAAAUCGAAAUCAUUUGAUGUAACAUCAUUAACAAAACCAAUAAAAUCAACAAAUG